Molecule: messenger RNA, 1653 nt
Organism: Aspergillus nidulans FGSC A4
Lineage: Eukaryota; Fungi; Ascomycota; Eurotiomycetes; Eurotiales; Aspergillaceae
Product: tRNA threonylcarbamoyladenosine dehydratase
Exons: 3
Coding region: 106-1653 (515 amino acids)
Cellular component (GO): mitochondrial outer membrane
Molecular function (GO): ubiquitin-like modifier activating enzyme activity
Source: RefSeq, a predicted model, not a curated record
CACGAGGUUUGAUGAACAAAGCUGUAUGAUGAUCUAGGAACAGCACAUGAUUUGAUUGAUACCGGCGCAACGGCUCCUCGAUAGAAUAGAACGAUCCACUUUGAGAUGGCAUCCUGGAUCCAACGACAGAACAACUCACACCAGGUCCAGCUCGCUGCAACUGCAGUGCUGUCCGGAGCUGCUGUUGCAGGCGCGAUACUCGGUUUUCAAAAAUACCGGAGACGAGAAGCUGUGAAGCGGUUAAAGGCUUCUAUACCAACAAUCGAUGAGAAGCACCGCGCAGAGAGCCUGAAUGAAUUUGGCGCCGCAGUCCCGGGACCAUACUGGAGCAAAGAGGAUGAACGUGGUGCAGCUCUUGCGCGGAGGGCGCAAGAGGGGGACUACGAUGAGGAGCUUAUCCUCGAGCAGCUCGCCCGAAACCGCGUCUUUCUAAAGGAUGAGGGUCUCGCAAAACUCCGCGACGCGUUCAUAAUUGUUGUUGGGUGUGGAGGCGUCGGCUCGCAUGCUGUUGCUUCGCUGGCUCGAUCGGGCGUAUCCAAAAUCCGUUUGAUUGAUUUCGAUCAAGUCACGCUCUCUUCUUUGAAUCGGCACGCCCUUGCCACAUUAGCGGAUGUUGGAACACCCAAGGUACAUUGCAUUCGCAGGAGACUGCAGCAGAUCGUCCCGUGGGUGAAGUUCGACUGCCGAAACGAGCUCUUUGGCGCAUCUGCUGCCGAUGACUUGCUGGCACCAUGGACUCUGGACGAUGCCGACAAAGGACAGAAGCCCGUCUAUGUGCUUGAUUGCAUUGACAACAUCCAAUCUAAGGUUGAGCUGCUGCACUACUGUCACUCGCAUUCCAUCCCGGUGAUAUCCUCUAUGGGUGCUGGAUGUAAAUCAGAUCCCACGCGCGUCAUGAUCACGGAUAUGUCAGUCAGCUCAGACGACCGACUUUCACGCAGCACCAGGAGGAGGCUUAAACUGCUGGGAGUAACUACUGGUAUCCCAGUGGUGUUUUCCACGGAAAAGCCCGGCCCCGGCAAGGCGACACUAUUGCCGCUGGCAGAAGAGGAGUUCGCCAAGGGCGAGGUAGGCGAGUUAUCAGUACUGCCGGAUUUCCGUUCUCGAAUCCUCCCCGUACUUGGAACCAUGCCUGCCGUCUUUGGAUACACUCUUGCAAAUCACGUCAUUUGCGAGAUCUCUGAAUACCCAACAGACUAUAGCAUGGGUGGUAAGGGCAAAGACAAGCUCUACGACACCGUCCACGCACAGCUACUGGUGACCCUUGAACGACUCGCUCGAGCGGAAAGUGAAUCAGGCACCCAGCCUAUUGGACUGCGUCUCCCGAUGAGCAGAGACGAUGUCAUCUAUCUCGUUGACGAGAUUUGGCGGGGCAAGAGUGUCGUUACUGGACUUCCUAGUCGGCUAGCACUUACCCUAUGGAACCGACCAUCCAAUGGGUUUAAGCCGGAUCCCCAAUGGGAGAAAGAAGGGCAAAUCUUGAUUCCAUUCAAGCCUGAGGAUUUAGUGCUUAUGACCAAGGAGGAAGCCACCCGCCAUGAGAAGGAAGUUCUUAUGGGUGGAAAGAAGGUCGAAGACCUGUACAGCGAGGAGAUUAUCCAGAAGGUGAAUCAGCGCCAGAAGGAGAUGGCAUACUAUGAGCAAUUUCGAUGA